GCUGCCUGUACUGCAUCGGACAGGACGAGAAGUGAGAGGAAAAAGAGGAGGAGAGGAAAAUCAGAAAGCGGAGCUGGUGAAGGAACGAGAGGAGCAGACGGAAAGAGUGAGGCAGAGAAAGUGAGUGUCACAGACAGACACCAGAGGAGAAGGGUAUAUCUGUACUUGACGUCACACAUGAAGUGGACUCUAAAACAGCCUGAUGGCUCAGCUGUGCGCAAAUACCACGUGGUGACGCUUCCUGAGCAAGUCCCGGUGAUGUUGGACCGCCGCUCCCCAACUGCUCCGGAGUUCACUCGACAAGUCGGCCGCCCCGUCCGUGUUGUUACGGUAUAAAUCUCCGGUGCCGUGUGUUUCAAUGACGCGCUGAUGCAACAGUAGCCAAGAGGAGGAGAGCGGUGAAAUAACCAGGAGUUCUUCGGAGGGAAGUACGUAGGACCAUCUGGAAUGGUUUAAGCUGAACGAGGGACACUCGGCUCUACCUGGAGCUUCCUGGGGCCUGAUCACUAUGAGGGAGCGGAGCUUUAGAAGAUCAAUAACACAACAAGUAUGAAUGCUGAUGAGCCUGACGAAGGCCUACUGGACUUGACAACAUCAAAAGAAGGAGAAGCCAGUCGAUAGGACAAAAGGACACAUAUGAGGCGAGACAAUAUAAUAUAUAAUAAGGAAGAAGGUUAGAUGGGUGAGAUGAGAAGUGAAGUCAAGUUUGGGAGUGACGGGAGGCAGCGAUGAAAUAGCUUACAUAUUUAGAAAAAGAAGAGAGACGGAAGAUACGCGCCGUCAGUGUUGGGAGAUCGGCAGAAAUAAGCGGUAGUCGCCAUGUUCAUGAACUUCCGUCGCAUCCGCAAGUGCCAGUGCAUGCAGCUGCUGACCACAGGUCUGGUUCUGUGUGUGGUGAUGGUCUGCUGGGAGGAGCUGGACCACCAUGUGGUCAGCCACAUGAGAUCCUACACCUACCGCUACCUGGUCAACAGCUACGACUUUCUCAAUUCCUCCUACGCCCUCAGCUCCAGCCGUCACAACAAGGACGGUUAUUAUGAUGUGGACAGUGGGUUGGGGAACUAUCCGUACCUCAUGAACCACCCGGGCAAAUGUGGAGGUGGCGGCGGAGACGGGAAAAGCCGGGAUGAUGUCCUCCUGCUGCUUUUUGUAAAAUCCUCGCCGGAGAACUUUGAGCGCCGGCAGGCCAUCAGGGACACGUGGGGCAACGAGAGCUUCGUUUGGUCCGAACUGGGGGCGAGCGUGAGGCUGGUGUUUGCCCUCGGCGUGCACCCGGACGUCGGGUGGAGAUCCAGGGUGCAGAGUGCGCUGCUGCAGGAGGACCAGGCCUACGGCGACCUGAUCCAGCAGAACUUCUUGGACACCUUCCACAACCUGACUUCCAAACUGAUCCUGCAGUUCCGCUGGGGCUACAAGUACUGCCGUCAGGCACGCUUCCUCAUGUCUGCGGAUGAUGACAUCUUCGUCCACAUGCCAAAUUUGGUGAAGUACCUGCAGGAGCUCCUGCAUAGUCAAUCAAUGGCCAAAGACCUGUGGGUGGGACAUGUGCACAGAGGAGCCCCUCCAGUUCGCCGUAAAGAGAGCAAAUACCACGUUCCCCAUGAUCUGUACCCCUGGCCCGCCUACCCAGACUACACUGCUGGAGCGGGCUAUGUGGUCUCAGCGGAUGUGGCCGCCAAGAUCUACCUUGCAACUCUGUUGCUGAACUCCUCCAUGUACAUCGAUGACGUCUUCAUGGGGAUUUGUGCUAAGACCAUGGGGGUCUCUCCCCAGGAGCAUGUCUACUUUUCAGGGGAGGGCAAGACUCCGUACCACCCUUGCAUCUAUAAUCACAUGAUCACGUCACACGGCCACGCCACGGAUGUGCGCUCACUAUGGCAGGCCGCAACAGACCCGACAGUCUCUGGUAACUCCCGAGGAUUGAUAAAUAAUAUUUACUGCACAUCAGUGAGAGUGGCGCUGCUGUGUCUGCCUUAUUACCAGAACACCUACUCCUGUAUGGCCGCUUUCACAUGAGUUGUCUUCAGGUGACGUACUGCUGGAUGCUGAAUGUACCACAAUAACAAAUGAUGCUACCUAAAUCAAACAGCCUGCCAUGGUUUUCCUCUUCCCCUGUUUGCUGGCUAUACUUGGUAUUUGCUCUCGUGUGAAUAAAGACGUAAGCGGUUCUGUUAAGCAAACCAAUGCACUUGGUUGUUCUUCAGUCAUCAACCGGAUUUUCACUUUGUUUAAGCUAGAGAGAAAAGAUUGGUUGAACAUGUCCCGCUUCUGUUUACAUGAAGGCUUUUUGUCUCUGUGUGCACACAUUCAGAGCUCCACACUGUUAUUCUCUUGGCAGCUUGUGAAAGGCUUCAGCCCCGUCUGAAAUAACAUCUAAACUAACUGUUACAUAUGAUGACGUCUGGUGUCUGAGGCAGUUGACAAAGAUUAAUGUUCUGCAUAUAUGUUCCAGUUUCUCAAUCUGAAUGCAAAAAUGUUCAAGUACAGUAAAUAUUUUAUUUUGUGGAUGUCAUUAAAGCUGUACCAAUUAGCUGAUUAAUCAAUUACUUAAUUAAAAGAGAGUUGCAACCACCUUGAUAAUUGAUCAUUUCUUUGUCAUAUUUCUGUAACACCCUGUUCUGUUUCUCCUGUGUUCUGUCUUCUCUGUCUUAAUUGUUUAAUUCCCUGCACCUGCCCUCAGCCACUCUUGUCUCGUUACUGUCUGAUGUUGCACACCUGUGUUUCCCCACCUUAUAUAUUCUCCCAGUCUUUGCUUUGUUCCCUGCCAGAUGGUUGUGUGUUUUGCCCCUCGUGUCAAUUCGCUCAUGACCAGUCUGGUUUUAAGUAAAAACAUUUGUUCCUCAAACCCAGAGUCCAACAGUUCUUCUGCACGUGAGCUUACCUGUGUGAACUUGUGACAGUUUCAAACAGAUGGCAACAAAUUUUGUUUUGUAAUUUGCUGAUAUUUAUAUGUUUACAUUCAAAGUGAAUAUCAUUUUUUAAUGUUUUGGACAAAACAAGACAUUUGAAGAUGUUACAGUGGACUCUAAGAUACUACAUUUUAUUGUUAUAGUACUUUGAAAUUUCACAGACCAAAACAAGGUGUUUAUCUAGUGAUAAUUUCAUUGGUAAUGGCAUGAAUCAUAAGUUUGAAUUGCAUAAUGCAAAUAGACACCGAAUGAAGAACAGAUGUGUUCUAUAUGAAAUGUUCUGCAUCAUGUGAUGUUAGCAUUGUCUUGUGUGCGGUGACUAACUGGUAGAUAUGCCGGUCUAUUCUUGGAUCCUUGAACUCUGCUGUGACUGACUCACUCUGAUCAGGCUGACGAGGUGCCUCAGACAUUUGUUAUUGAGACACCAGCCAGUAGGAAGAAAGCUGCAUCCGGCCAGACUGAGCUAAAUGAUGCCAGAUGAGUGAAUUGCCCUACGGUACAAGUCUGGUUAAUUAGCCUCAUUUACUUGUGUGCUGUUGCAUUGUACCUCUUUCCAUUGCCUCUGUAAGGGGCUUGUGACACCUGCACCCUUAGAUUUAAAGUUUUAGAGCUGUGGUUCCCAAGCUGGGGGUCAGGAAGGAUAAAUCAUAAAAGAAGAAAGACGAUAGCAUGGGUGUAAAAGAUAUGUAUCCUCUACAAAAUAAACAACAGAAGCUGGGACACCGGGUCUCAAGUUGACAUUGCUUUGUUUCAAGGUUGACAAGCCACUGCUUUGGAGUAGAUUAUAAGUCAAGCUGUUCUCUUGCACAUGAUUUAUAAUGCAGCACAAACAUGUAAACUAGGACAAGGUGGGCUGCACCAGUAGACAUGUAUUAAACUCACUCUGCCAUGCUUCACUAAUAUGAAGGUCCUCUAUCUAAAAGCAGAUUUCUGAUUUACUAUGCUAAAUUUGUAACAAGUAUGCCUUCCUAUCUUAGGAGAGAAUUCAUCCUGCUAAGACUCAUUUGAGAUUGUGCUUCCUCUUUUCUCACUGCAUCCUGUUACGCUGUGGUUUUUACAUUAAAAAACAAUUGGACAUGCUGAAUCACUUCGAGCGUGAAUAUCAUCUCGCGUCAUGAGCUUAGAAUGAACCUUUUUACUGCCGGGGGAGCACAUUGGGUUUAAAUACAGAAGCAUACCCUAUCCCUAUGAGAAAAGGGAAUGUAUUCAACUCGUGAUGUAUUGUGAUAUAUACUAGAAUACUGGUUAGUUGUUAUUAUUUUGUUUAUGUCGACCAAACCUUGAUGAACUUUCAUUCAAUUAUUUUACAUUUCAUUCAGCUUAUGCUUUUAUCCAAAGCCACUUACAAUAAUACACCAAAGACUACGACGAACAAUUUGGGGUUAAAUGUCUUGCUCAAGGACGCCUCAACAUAGGUUUGAACCGCAGCUCCUCUAAUUGAAGGACGGACCUGCUAGCCACUGAGCCAGACGUGAACCUGGAAAAUAAUUCUUUGAAGAAAUCUGUAAUUUGUCAGUGUCUUUCAAAACAGCCCAUGUGACCAAUCCAAAAUGUCAGCAGGUCAUCUGAUUCUUUUUUUACGUGUACAUGCCAGGAAGACAGGAUUUAGCAAAAGAAGAAAAAAGAGGAUGUUUACAUGUGAGGAAAUGAAACAAAACAUGCACCAACCAACUCAAUCCAACAGUGCCUCUCUUCUUUCAUUUGGCUCAGUGCAAUACACAAUUGUAUUGUUGAAACAGUUCAAGUCCGAAGGAUGUCAUGACACACUAACUAUUACCCAGGAAAUAACACAAGCCGGGGAAACCUUUUUCCUUCUUACUUAUGUUGCUUAUCUUUCAGAAAAGACUGUUCGUAAUGUUGUUUUUUCAAUUUCAUUUGGAGUGUUAGACCCUCUUGGACCUUUGAAUGCAUUCUCAUGUCUCUCAUAUCCUGCAUAUUAAACAGAACUCCUCAACAUG
Molecule: messenger RNA, 4867 nt
Organism: Pseudoliparis swirei
Lineage: Eukaryota; Metazoa; Chordata; Actinopteri; Perciformes; Liparidae
Product: lactosylceramide 1,3-N-acetyl-beta-D-glucosaminyltransferase A-like
Exons: 3
Coding region: 820-2016 (398 amino acids)
Biological process (GO): brain development
Cellular component (GO): membrane
Source: RefSeq, a predicted model, not a curated record